AUGUUGUUCUUUUGGUUAUGUUAUGUUGCCCCCGGGAAAAUUGUUUAUUGUGCGAAGAACUAUGAUGCUGAGUUCCAAAAGGUCUUGCUUCUUCAUCAUAAACGGUCUUCUUUGCCAACUCCAGGGACAUGGUGGCAAUCCCCUCCUCUUGCCUCCUUUAAACUCAACGUUGAUGGUGCUGUUAAUUUGAAUUCGGGGUUACAUGGUGUUGGUGUGGUUGUUAGGGACUCAUCUGGUCAACUUUGUGGUGCGGUGGCGAUGCAGGCUCCGAGUCUCCUGUCGGUACUGGCUACUGAGUUGUUUGCCCUAGCAGUUAGAAUUUCCUUUGCGGUAGAUGCUUCCUUUUUGCUUUUAAUAAUUGAAUAUGAUUCUUUGAUUGCAAUCCAACUGCUUCUUAAAGAAGAGACUUGUUAUGCGGCGAAAGGGGUCAUUAUUGAGGAAAUUCAACAUCUUCUUUCAUCUACGCCACCCUACUUUAUUCGUUUUGUUCCCCGCACUGCUAAUGGGGUUGCGAAUCUACUAGCGCGCUCUAGCCUUUGUCAGGAGGACCUGUCUUUCUGA
This is a messenger RNA of Prunus dulcis (almond), 561 nucleotides long. RefSeq lists its product as uncharacterized. The record is from RefSeq and is a predicted model, not a curated record. The coding region runs from base 1 to 561 and encodes 186 amino acids. The transcript has a single exon. Gene Ontology annotation, molecular function: nucleic acid binding; RNA-DNA hybrid ribonuclease activity. Lineage: Eukaryota; Viridiplantae; Streptophyta; Magnoliopsida; Rosales; Rosaceae.